This is a messenger RNA of Pleurotus ostreatus (oyster mushroom), 507 nucleotides long. RefSeq lists its product as uncharacterized. Gene Ontology annotation, cellular component: cytoplasm; nucleus. Gene Ontology annotation, biological process: proteolysis. Lineage: Eukaryota; Fungi; Basidiomycota; Agaricomycetes; Agaricales; Pleurotaceae. The record is from RefSeq and is a predicted model, not a curated record. Gene Ontology annotation, molecular function: aspartic-type endopeptidase activity; protein binding. The transcript is spliced from 6 exons. The coding region runs from base 1 to 507 and encodes 168 amino acids.
AUGACCUCGCAAGGAGCCAGCAACAACGAGCGAUUGAUUGCUGCCGCUCGGUCCGACAACGAAGACCUGCUGGUGGAGAUAUUUGAGAACGGGGACUUCGAUAUUAACUACCAGGACGGAUUGGGCAAUACCGCUCUGCACUAUGCGUUCGUUGCAAGCUACGGCUCUACGACUGUCCUUGAACACAUACUAUCUCACGACGACUGCGAUGUCGACCCUAUCAAUAGACUUGAAGGCGCAACUCCACUGCACCUCGCCGUAAAGCUAGAAGACCACGACCUGAGAAAUGAAGUAGUAGAAAGCUUGUUGGAUGCAGGUGCAGACGUUACAAUCAAAGACAAAAACGGAGAAACGGUAUCAGAUCUGCUGUCUCCAACAUCCGAAGCAGACGCGGAUGUUCGUGCUCUCAUACGUAAAUCUCAAGUCUCUGCUGCGGUUUCUGCGGACGAUGUUGCUAGCGAUAGUGAAGGGGAACCUGGCUCGGGGUCCGGUUCCGAUGAAGAGUAG